UCGACUCUGAAAUUCUUAUUGGUCGCUAGCUAGAUACAUACUAGCAAUCCCACGUCUGUCUGCAGACACAGCUGUCCACAGUCAAAAGUUAUUAUUUUCGUGUCUGAUGCCCUCUGAUGCAAUUGAACUAAAAUGGGGAAAUCAAAGAAAGGGAAAAAUAAGCAGGAAGUCAAUUUGAGUUCGGAUGAAGAAGGUGGUUUAAAGAAUGAGAUGACAGGAGAUCAAGGAGAAGAACUUUCUAAUCAACCAAAGAAGGGAAAGGAGAAGAAAAAGAAGAGAAAUGCAUUUAAUGAAGAUGAUUUACUUGAGGAAAUGGCAGCUCUACAGGUUGAAUCAGGAGGUGGGCAACCGUCUGAAGAGACAACUGAUACACCAGCACCAGACCCACAACCAGCAGGCAAAAAGAAAACUAGAGGUGGUAAGAAAGGAAAGAAGGGCUGGGAUGAGGAUGAGCUAAUGGCUGAAGUUGCUGCCAUUGAAUCAGCUGGUAAAGGAUCAGGAAAGAAGAAAGAAAAGGAAGCUGUGGAAAACCAAAACGAAACAGAGAUUUCCAUGGAAACUAAUGAUACGGUUCCUGAGCAGAGCCAGCCCACUGGCAAGAAAGGAAAGAAAAAGAAAGGAAAGGCAAAAGAUUGGAAUGAAGAUGAACUUCUAGAAGACAUGGCUGCAUUGGAGGAGGGAAAACCCCUUCCUAGUGAAACCAAAACCCAAGAAGUUCCAAAGAAAGAGGCUGUAGAUGGCCAAGAUGAUGAGGAGGAUUCCGGCCCAGUCAUGAAGACUGCUGCUCAGAAGAAAGCUGAGAAGAAAGAACGAGAGAAGAAGAAGAAGGAGGCACAGCGAGAAGAAGCAAGGAGGAAAAAGCAGAAAGAACAAGCCAAAGAAUCAGAGAAAUCAGUCAACGAAGAUGAUGAAGGUGCUAAACAUAAAGAAGGGGAAGGGGAGCCUCAAGAAGAUGACGGAGAUGAAGCGGAGGAAGAGAGUGGAAAGAAGAAAAAGAAGAAGAAGGGAAAGAAGGGUGAGGAAGAUGAGAAAAAGAAGAAGCCUGGCAGAGGACAACUGAAACUGAUGCAGGAAGCUCUCAAGAAGAUGAAAGAAGAAGAGGAGAGAUUAAAAGCAGAAGAGGAAGCUAAACAGAAAGCUGCGGAAGAAGCAGAAAAUCAGAGACUUGAGAAAAUUAGGUUAGAAAAGGAGAGGAAAGAGAGGCAGAAACAAAAGAAAAAGGAGAGAAUAGAGCAGAUGAAAUUGGACGGUACUUACCUGACUCCAAAAGAAAAAGAGAAGAAACGUCGAGCUGAGGAGAUGUUGAGGGCUAUGAAAGAACAGGGUUUGGCCAUUCCUACCAAAGGCAGUGAAGAAACUAGGGUUAUCUAUGGCAAGCGAGACAGAAGGAAAAAGAAGCAAGAUGUCCAAUCUUCAAAAGAAAACAAUAAUCAAGAACAAGCGGAAGAGGAGAAAUCUGAAGAACAAUUGACUGAUUCUACGUCUGCUGAGAAUGAGAAAGGAGAGAAGGAAGAGGAAGAGAAGACUGAUAAUGAGGUCAAAGAAUCUUGGGAUGCAGAGGAUGAUGUAGCUGAUAACUGGGAUGAAGAGAGUGAUGAGGAGGAGAAAAAGGAAGACGAAGCAGAGGAAGAAGCCGAUAAAAUGCCCAAAGCCAAUAUCACCAUCAAAUCACAAGAGAGCAAAGAGGAUGAAGAGGAGAGUGAAGAAGAAAGUGAAGAAGAGGAAGAAAGCAGUGAAGAAGAUGAGGAGGAGGAGGAGGAAGAAUCUGAGAGUGAUGUCUCAAGCGAUGAUGAGAUGAGCAAAGAAGAGAAGAUAAGACAUAGAGCUAUGCAGAGGAUAGAGAAACGUCGGGAAGAGGCUGAAAAGCGAAGGACAACGGAUCAUCUGAGGUCUCCUGUGGUGUGUGUCUUAGGUCACGUAGAUACUGGUAAAACCAAGAUCUUAGACAAGAUCCGUCAUAGUAAUGUACAAGACGGAGAGGCUGGAGGUAUUACUCAACAGAUAGGUGCUACCAUGGUCCCUCAACAGGCUAUACAAGAUCAGACUAAGAUGUGUAGAGAGUUUGCCAAAGAAGAAAUGAAGAUUCCUGGUCUUCUUAUCAUCGACACACCUGGUCACGAGUCCUUCAGCAAUCUCAGAUCGAGGGGGUCAUCGCUAUGUGACAUCGCUAUCCUAGUCGUUGAUAUCAUGCACGGUCUGGAACCUCAGACGAUAGAAUCAAUAAACCUCUUGAAGCAACGCAAGACACCUUUCAUAGUAGCCCUUAAUAAAAUUGAUAGGUUAUUUGAAUGGAAGACCAGCCCCCAUACAGAUGUGACUAACACCAUCAAGAAACAGAAGAGAAUAGACUGUCCUGCAACUAGGGAUGAGUUUGAAGAAAGAACUAGAAAUAUCAUCACAGAAUUUGCUGAGCAGGGUUUGAAUGCUGCCCUCUUCAAUGACAACCCAGAUCCUAAGACGUACAUCUCCCUCGUUCCUACAUCUGCUCAUUCUGGAGACGGUAUGGGAAACCUUAUCUCACUCAUCGUCACUCUCAGCCAGACGUUACUAGCAAAGAGACUAGCCUUCUCAGAGAUGCUGCAAGUUACUACAUUAGAGGUGAAAUCAUUACCGGGUCUUGGUACAACGAUAGAUGUAGUUCUGGUGAAUGGAACACUAAGAGAAGGAGAUACGAUAGUAGUAGCUGGUCAGGAAGGUCCUAUUGUAUCCCAGGUCAGAGGGUUGUUAAUGCCUCAGCCUCUCAAGGAACUCAGAGUCAAGAAUCAGUAUGUGAAACACAAAGAGAUCAAGGGAGCCCAAGGAGUGAAGGUAUUAGCCAAGGAUCUAGAGAAAGCUUUGGCUGGACUUCCUAUGUUAGUAGCUCAACAACCAGAUGAAAUAGAGAUCCAUAAGGAAGAAGUAUCACGUCUCCUGAAAGCUGCACUGACAAGCAUCAAGCUCUCUGAGAGGGGAGUCUAUGUUCAAGCUUCAACACUUGGCUCCCUUGAAGCUCUUCUUGAAUUCCUCAGGACUUCCAAAAUUCCAUACUCUGGUAUCAACAUUGGUCCAGUUCACAAGAAAGACGUCAUGAAGGCAUCGGUCAUGCUGGAACAUGACAGUCAGUACGCCGUCAUCCUGGCCUUUGACAUCAAAGUAGAACGCGAUGCCCAGGAGCUGGCCGACCGCGAGAACAUCAAAAUCUUCCAAGCCGAUAUCAUCUACCAUCUCUUUGAUCGAUUCAUGGCUUACCGUGAAGAAAUAAAGAAGAGGAAUAAGGAGCAAUACAAACAUAUAGCCGUCUUCCCCUGCAAGUUGCGAGUCCUUCCUCAACACAUCUUCAAUGCAAGGAAUCCCAUUGUCAUUGGUGUGUCUGUUGAGGGCGGUAUUGUCAAGCAAGGCACUCCGAUCAUUGUUCCUUCAAGAGAAAACUGUGACAUUGGUGUUAUAAGCAGCCUGGAACUGAAUCAUAAGAUGGUUGAUACAGCUCGCAAGGGACAAGAGGUCUGCGUUAAGAUAGAAAAUGUUUCUGGUGACGCCCCAAAGAUGUACGGAAGACACUUUGAUCACAACGAUCUCCUCGUUAGCAAGAUCAGCAGAGAAUCGAUAGACGCUGUCAAGACCUACUUCAGGGAUGAAUUAGAAAAACCUGAUUGGCAUGUGAUGAUUGAACUCAAGAAGAUGCUAGGAAUAUUGUGAGAUCACUACAAACCUUUGACAGUUCAGAACUCUACUACAAGUCCUUCGACAGGACCUCCUAACAGCAUUGGUUGAAUGGAAAGGCUGUGCAUGAUUCAUUGAGAUACAUCAGAACGGGUUUGUUGCCGUGAGAGAUAUGGAACAUUGUGGAUGAAAAGAUGUUGUGUGCUACCAAGCCUUAGACUAGCACUGAAAAAAAGAAUAGUGAAGCCCUUCUGUCUGUUGCGUGCAAGACAGUAAGUUUGCUAUUCUAAUUUGAAUGAAAGAUAAUCAUGUGGGAUCAAUGAGGUAUUGGAUCAAUUAAUUUCUUGACCAUGGAUCUAUUAUCAAACAUCUUGGAUGCCAAGACUCUACAUUGGGAUGUAUGCUACCAUCUUGUGAAAUCAGUAACAGUAAGAAAAAUAAAUCAGUAACAGUCGAGAAAUAAAAAAGCAAAUUGAAAUUCCAUUUCCUGAAAGACUCGAGCGUCCGCCUUCAUGGGAAUUCGACACCAUUCUAGAUUUGCUUCAUGAAGACAAAAUAAAUAACAAAUGCACAAUUUCUAUAGAAAUUUCACUCUCAGCCAAUCAUAUCAAAUGGUUUCAGUAACCCUAAACUGUCAUUCAAAUCUUUUUAUUAUGAAAAGUUUUUAUGAUACUGUCCUUGGUGUUUACCCAGUUUGUCCAUCAUCUAGAGAGGUACCUAGUCUUAUGACUGACAGAUGUUCUCUAUAUUCCCCCCCCAUUGCCUCAUUGUAAUCUCAAUUUCCCUGGCCCAAAAUGCAUCACCAAUUUCUGCUGUGGCAAAGCUUCUUCUUGAGCUUUGUCCCAGAGAUGUAGCUCCAUCGUGAUUUUCACAAGGUCUGGUGUUUGCUAAUGAAAAUUCACAACUUCCAUGGAAGCUCGUGACUUAGUGCUUAUAAGAGACCAUGGCAAAGUUACACAAAGGUUUGUCAUCAAUCUCAAAAUGGCUAUGACAAUCCAGAUUGAUGUUGUAUGGGGAAAUAUGUUCAAAUGAGUGGUCAGUAAACUCUUACAAUACGGUCAUAGGGAUUGAUCAAUAAAGCUAAAUCAAAGUAGUUGCAGUAAAACACUGAUUUCGUGAGAAAGUCUGUAAAACCAAGGUCAAGUAUUACUAUAUCAUCGUGGAUCUAGAUCUGGUACAGUUA
Molecule: messenger RNA, 4822 nt
Organism: Lytechinus variegatus (green sea urchin)
Lineage: Eukaryota; Metazoa; Echinodermata; Echinoidea; Temnopleuroida; Toxopneustidae
Gene: eif5b
Product: eukaryotic translation initiation factor 5B-like
Molecular function (GO): GTP binding; translation initiation factor activity; GTPase activity
Source: RefSeq, a predicted model, not a curated record